UAUCCACUGAGCUAGCAUGUUUUUGUUCCUAUAUAGCAGCCUGUAGUUCCAGAGCAACACGUAUACUAAAGACGGUCGUUUAGAUUACUUUUAGAGACGUUAAUAAUGAUUCCCGUGAAGGUUCUUGAAUUCUUUUCCUUGUGGAGUCUUGGUGUAGUGCUAGGCAAAUUAGGACCACCAGGGGGCCCGCAGAAGCUGCACCACGACGUCGCCGAUACAUUGAAGGCAUUCACAAGUUUUCCCUUCGCCGUCGCCAUCUCGGACUCGGACAAUGACACCAUCUUUGAAUGUAUGUAUACCACCCAAACAGACGUGAACCUGAACGCGAAAACAGCAACAUACGCCUGGUACUUUCCAGGGUUCGGGAGGGCAAUUCCUUUCUACGUCCGAGCAGGGGAAGAGCCUGGAACCUUGACAUUUACCGUAGAAGAUGAUCCGACUCUAUUUGAAGGCGUCAUCUACUAUACCGACUACGAGAACUGCGUGAUUGCUGACCUUGAGUACUUAGGACACCAAUACAGAUGUUGAUUGCCUUGGAUUAACUUGAAUAUUUUCAUCGUACAUUAUGAUAUUUGCAGAAAAAAGGACUACAUGUAAAAAUAUUCUUCCAGCCGACCAUAAUGAGGAAAUCCACAUGCUGAAUGAUCUAUGAGCACGUGCUUAUCAAAGUCAUCAAGCACAAAUAUGAUGACUAUUCAUUCGCAAAACCACUGAGCCUUCGAACUCCAUUUCUGUUUACCAUAAAUGAAAGGAGCAAUUUUUCCGACACGAUGGGAAGCAUAAUGUCACCCGGUUUCAGCAUCGCAGCGCAGCAGCUGUAUAAAACGAUGAAUGCCCGCGGCUUCGGUAUCAUCCAGAAAGCGUAUUUCCAACUGAGAACGAACAAUACAUUGCGUUCCAUCGUCAACAUUUUCAAGACGCUGAAGGAAGUGCUCAAAAGCGUCCAGUAUCGAGACGAUGAGACUGCGACGUUCUUCAUGUUUCCUUAUAAGUAUGAACCUGUGGACGUCACCUUAAACAUUACCAUCCGUGAACUUAACGAGCACGUGAAGAUUAUUGGCAUCCUUUUGCUUUUCGAUCAAAGGCACCCCACUAAUAACCGACUAUCAUGUAUAUCCUCCGCUGUGAGUAACUGUAUGGAAAGUGGAAAUCAGGCAUCACUACUUGAUGUCGUGAGCACCAUUCCCUAUAGAAAGAAGCCCACUGCGAUACUGGUACUGUCUUUGUCGAUGUCUAUAUAUCAGUUUGGGUGUGCAAUUCAAGUUUCUUCAAAUGCUCCUAUAAGUUGCGGUACAAUCAAAAGGUUUCCCUUCGAACAGUUGUGCUCAAGUGUCAUGAACAACGGUAGUGAAUAUAAGCAGAGCAAAUGUGAUUGCCAUAUGCAAAAAAUUAUGAGUCACUACUACAUAUAUGAAACUCCUAAAUACCUUAAAGAAAAGAUAGCUAAAAUCUACGAGAUGUUGCAGCAGAAGAACCUUAACAUCAGCCUCGGCUGGGUUUUGGAUGUUACCCACAACAUUGCUCCCACAGAGUGCGGUGGAGAUUUCUUUCGCAUAAAAGCGGCUCGGCAAGCUAUCGGUGAAUCAUAAAAUAAAUGCAAUUUUCGUGUUCCGUUGCUCGCUAUCACGGCCACUGGAUUCAUGCAUCAUCUCUGUGGCUCCUGGCCAAUCAGGCAUGGGCCAAAUGCCGACGCGCAGCGCUUCUGAACUCUGCAUAGAUUCUAGUGUUGGGCUGCUUCACACAGCCUGUGAUUUGAUGCAGCCCAUAAUCUCGCCACCCUAAACUGACGCACCACAGACGACUUGAAACCACGAAAAGGCACUCAAAACGGCUGUCAUGACCAGGACCUGUUCUGAGUGCUAAUAAAAACGGUAUGAGCUGACGUAGA
Molecule: messenger RNA, 1888 nt
Organism: Dermacentor albipictus
Lineage: Eukaryota; Metazoa; Arthropoda; Arachnida; Ixodida; Ixodidae
Source: RefSeq, a predicted model, not a curated record